Messenger RNA from Phialemonium atrogriseum, 785 nucleotides. RefSeq lists its product as uncharacterized. The coding region runs from base 237 to 701 and encodes 154 amino acids. The transcript is spliced from 2 exons. The record is from RefSeq and is a predicted model, not a curated record. Lineage: Eukaryota; Fungi; Ascomycota; Sordariomycetes; Cephalothecales; Cephalothecaceae.
CUGGGUUUGGCUAUGGAUCGGACUACCCAGAUCUGGACGUCCAACCUGCGGAGCCCACAAUUCUCGGUUCUGAUGCUGGCUUUAAUAUCUUCGAAACCCAGGGAAACCCAUAUUCCAAUCUGUAGGGCUCGAAUAGUGCGCUGUUGGGCGGAGAGAACUCCAUCGACGUCCAUCAGGCACGGGUUCCACGGGAAAUUCAAUACGAUAUUAUCCCAGGCUUGACCGUGGUAGAUCCCAUGGCCAACUACAUCAGUAACAGAAACUUCGGCGGCAUUUUCUCUCAGGUUUCCCCAGAUACAAAUCAUUCGCUACAACCAUACCCCCCAGUACUCGAUCCCAACCUCUCAACACAAUUGGCAACAAACAAUACUCUCAUUCAGCCAAUGGACUUCAUGUUUUCUUGCAAUUUCUGUGCUCAAAAUUUUGAAACAGACGAUGACCGACGCCAGCACGAACGCAUUCACUUGCUACCCGUUGCUUGCCCUCUUUCGUAUUGUGACACCAGAACGAAAGAAAAACGGGAGAUGGAGCACCAUCUCCGGAGCACGCACCCGGUAUAUGCGGAGGAGAAGGGAAUACCAGACGAAUCAUGUGUUUGUCCAGAGUGCGGCCAGGAUUUCACGUUGAAGAAAAACUUCGAUCGUCACUUCAAGAAGCAACACCCCAAGCCGAAAGCGGCACUGAGUCCCGAAGAUGGAUGAAGAGGCAGAACAACAGGGAUUACGGAUAAAAUGGUAUGAUUGGGAUAACGCUGGCUGUCUUUCCUUUUUGUCAACACUCGUCAG